UUUUAUUUAUUUUUUCUUGGAUUUUGAGUAUAUCACUUCUUUAGUAAUCAAUAAGCUUGGUUACAUGCAAUGCCAUUAUUCUAAUACUUAAGACUAUGUCAGCCGUUGGAGGGCUGCAAUUCAUAGAUCAUUAAAUAUAUUGUCCGAAGAAGAACGUUGAUUGGUUCGACGUAUAUUCCGUCCUGUGUCUGCCACCGACUUCAUCCAAUUCCAAAGCUUCCUCUCGUCUUCAUUCAGCGUUUAUCACAACACAUUAUUAUUUAUCCAACGUUGACCUUCAAACCUUCGGUUCCAAGAAAACCCGUCAACCUCGGAAUUUUCUAACUAAACCCCUUUUCCUUGCUAUUAUUUUCCGUCUUUCCCGUGUUGUUUUUCCCACAAUCUAAUAUUAGAAGCUUCCUAAACACAGUUAUCUACGAUAAAACAUUCACCUGCUAUGUCUUACAUGUCGUUUCCAUUGACUCCGUAUUCUCGCACUUCUCUUUAUGGAUAUUUUGUGUCCCUCAUCUUCUUCUUAAAUCAUUUUGUGCACCUGACCUUGUUGCUUGCAAACAUUGUUUCAUGAACUCAAUUCAAUUUGGAACAAAUCCAUCACAAAGACCCCGUGAGUCCCCGAGUUUUUGUCAAUUACAAGUUUCUUCUUUUUUUUUUUACGAUUGUUUGUGAUUAUAGUCAUGGAAAUUUCACCUUUUCCUAUAUUUUUUAUUUUGACUGUGCUAAUAUGGUGUUGAAUUUUAAAAGGGAUAGCUUGUGAUCAAUAAAUUGGCAAGGUUGCGAAGAUGCAACAACAGCAUCGUAUGGAGGAAUAUGAUGAGGAGCUGAAUCAAGGGAAGGAGCAAAUGAGCAAAAUUGAGGAAGAGAAAGGUCGAGCCUUUAACGAGCUAAGAGAAAAGAAAAAGGUUGCUGAGGAGACUAAUGUCAUGUUUGAUGAAGUAGUAGCCACAAAGAGGAACUCAGACCCACAUACAAGAGAACAUCAAAUGGGUGUUGAAGAUAACAACAGCAUUGAAUCAUCAUCAGAACAUGAAAGCAAAAACGGGUUGGAACUCCAAUUGUCAGAGAAAGAUGCUUUGUUGGACAACAUGAGGAACGAGAUGGAUAGUCUUAGAUCAUCAGAGGAUGAUGCAAUGGUCUUGUUGUCUGAUUACAAAAGAAAAGUUCAAGAACUGGAAGCUGAACUGGACAAGAGAAAAGAAUCAGAGGCAAAUUUGUUUGACACAUUGGUGAUGCAAACAAAACAACUAGAGCAUAAUAAGGUCUUGCUUGAAGAGUCAAAGCUUGAGAUAUCUUCUCUUGAGGGAAAAAUAAAGGAAUUUCAAGUAAGUGCCACCCAAACAAUGAAAAUUCCUGGUGAGUCUCAACUUGACAGUGAAAGUAGUCUUUCCACAAAAGAAAGUAUAGAGGGUAUGAAGACUGAAACAGAACUAGAAGAAGAGAAGUUGAAUUUGAAUGGCACUCAAGAUGGAGAGGGACUAUCUACCAACGCCAAAACUCUUCUUCAAGAAUUGGACUUGCUUAAAAAUGAGUUGAAGUCAGCAACUGUGGCAGAAGAGAAUAGCAAGAAGGCCAUGGAUGAUUUGGCAUUUGCGCUGAAAGAAGUGGCAACAGAAGCAAAUCAGGCGAAGGCAAAACUGACCAUAAGCGAAGUGGAACUAGAGCACACUAAAGGGGAUGCAGAGCGUUGGAGAACAAUGUUAGAAAGCACUGAAGAGAAGUACAAGGAGCUUCUAGAAGCAACAAAGAAAGAAGCUGAUAGAUACAAAAACACAGCUGAGAGAUUAAGAUUGGAAGCUGAAGAAACCCUUUUGGCAUGGAAUGGAAAGGAAACGGAGCUUGUGAAUUGCAUUAGAAGGGCUGAAGAGGAAAGAUUGCAUGCAACAAAAGAAACUACUGGACUACUUGAAUUGCUCAAGGAAGCAGAAAAUAAGACCAAGGUUUCAAAGGAAGAAAAUCAAAAGUUACGUGAUAUACUUAAACAAGCCUUGAAUGAAGCCAAUGUUGCAAAAGAAGCAGCAGAAAUUGCAAAGGCUGAAAAUGCUAGACUACAAGAUAGCCUUAACCUACUUGUCCACGAGAAUGAAAUGUUAAAGAUACACGAAGCUGCAUCAUUUGAGAAUAUUAAAGAGUUGAAGCGCAUGCUCUCAGAAUCAUCAAUGAAGGACUUCAAAAUUGAAGAUAUAGAGAAAUCAACAUCAAAAGAAGGUAGCAAGGAGGAUAAGGAAUCAGGGAGAAAAGCAAAGGCACAAAACACACAUAACUCAGCAGAUAAGGAUCAUAAGGAAUCUAAGAGUCUAAACAAAACUUUUAGUCUUAAUCUGAAGGACAUGAUACCACCCCGUAAGGAACAGCACAAGGUGGGGAACGAAGAGGCCAACAAAGAAAUAGAUGAUGAUACUUUAAGGGGUUCAAUAUUUGAUGAAGUGGAUUCAUCAGAUUCAGAAUCUCGGCAUGACGGAGAAAUGGGAAUCCCAGAUGAUUUUGAUCAUUUGGAUGAGUCUCACUUUGAUGAUUCAGAAGGUGAUAGAAACUCUAGAAAAAGAAGAGCCUUGCUGAGAAGAUUUGGAGAUCUUAUUCGUAGAAGAAGUUUUCAUUACCACAGAAAGGACCCAUCCAACGAGGAACAUUUACAAACGUAACGCAAAUUCCCUUUAAGGAUUCAUGCGAUAAUUAGACUGUUGUGUUUAUAUUGUUUUGCUUUGUUUAGAUAAUUUGUACAUUUCUUUCGUGUUUUUGUUUCUACUACGUUAGUUUCUAUGUCAGAAAUUCAAGUAACAUAUGAUUUGGACAAAUCAAGCGUACACGACA
Molecule: messenger RNA, 2805 nt
Organism: Abrus precatorius (Indian licorice)
Lineage: Eukaryota; Viridiplantae; Streptophyta; Magnoliopsida; Fabales; Fabaceae
Product: putative WEB family protein At1g65010, chloroplastic
Exons: 1
Coding region: 780-2636 (618 amino acids)
Source: RefSeq, a predicted model, not a curated record